GGGAAUGGUGGAGCAAAUAUCAAUCUCCUGCUGAGAGGUAAGGUAUAAAACUGAUUGGUAGUGAGUAUGGUAUGCCAGCCAACAGGCAGUAUGAGUGACAUUGCAGGGCGGAGUUUGUGCUGUCUGCAACUUGCUUGGUAAUGUGAUCCUGGAGCAAAGGUUAGGAUCAGUAUACUAGAAUUAGGGAGGAGGGGAAGACAGCUCUGACUCUUUUUAUGAAGUAAGGCACAAGGGUGCAACUGGCUGAACAGAACCUGCAGGAGAAUUGUGCCAAAGAUGGCUGAUCAAACAACUUAUUUAAUGCUUCAGAAUUUCAUAGGUGGGACAUUCUCACCCUCUGUCAAUUACAUGGAUUCGUAUGAUCCUGCCACUGGAGAGGUUUACUGCAAAGUGCCAGACAGUGGAAGGGUGGAGGUGGAAGCUGCUGUUAAUGCUGCCAAAGAAGCCUUUCCUGCCUGGUCUUCAAAGAGUCAUACGGACAGAUCUAGUAUUCUUAAUAAAGUAGCAGAUCUGAUCGAAUCUCAUCUGGAAGAGCUUGCACAAGCUGAGUCUAAGGAUCAAGGGACGACCAUUACUUUUGCUAGGACUGUAGGCAUCCCUCGAGCAGUAUACAAUUUCCGAUUCUUUGCCUCCUGUAUCUUGCAUCAUACUACAGAAUGCACUCAGAUGGAUCACUUGGGGUGCCUUCAUUAUACCACACGGACCCCUGUAGGAGUAGCUGGCCUCAUCAGUCCGUGGAAUCUGCCUUUGUACUUACUGACGUGGAAGAUAGCUCCAGCUAUUGCAGUGGGCAACACAGUUGUGGCCAAGCCUAGUGAAAUGACUUCAGUCACUGCCUGGAUGAUGUGUAGGCUUUUGAGUGAAGCAGGUGUUCCUCCAGGAGUAGUGAAUAUAGUGUUUGGGAUUGGUCCCAGAGCUGGAGAAGCCCUUGUCUCACAUCCAGAAGUGUCACUGAUAUCGUUUACAGGAAGCACAGUGACUGCUCAGAAGAUUACAGAGAAGAGUGCCCCCUACUGUAAGAAAUUAUCCUUGGAGCUUGGAGGCAAGAAUCCUGCCAUCAUCUUUGAUGAUGCCGAUCUUAAUGAGUGCAUUCCAACGACUGUGCGAUCUAGCUUUGCAAAUCAGGGUGAAAUCUGCCUCUGUACUAGCAGGAUUUUUGUACAAAGGCAUGUGUACAAUGAAUUCCUACAGAAGUAUGUAGAAGCUGCAAGAAAGUGGAAAGUUGGACCUCCUUCUGACCCCACAGCCUGCAUGGGCGCACUUAUAAGCAAGGAACAUUUAGAAAAGGUUCGCAAAUAUGUGAAAAUAGCACAGGCAGAAGGUGCAAAAGUCCUGUGUGGGGAAGGUGUUGAUUCCUUGAAUAUUCCAGAACAAAAUAGGAAUGGAUAUUUCAUGUUGCCAACAAUUAUCACUGGUAUAAAGGAUGAGUCUCGCUGCAUGCAGGAGGAGAUCUUUGGUCCUGUUGUCUGUGUUGUACCCUUUGAUACAGAGGAAGACGUCAUUCAAAGAGCUAAUAAUGUCACGUAUGGACUGUGUGCCACGAUAUGGUCAAAAGAUGUCGGCAGAGUUCAUCGUGUUGCCAAAAGGCUGCAAACUGGAUUAGUGUGGACUAAUUGCUGGCUGAUCAGAGAGCUCAAUCUGCCAUUUGGAGGCAUGAAAGCAUCUGGUUUAGGCAGGGAAGGGGCAAAGGACUCCUAUGAAUUUUUUACUGAAGCGAAAACAAUUACUAUCAAGUACUAACUGAGUAAAAAAUGCCCUCUGAAUCAAAUGCAAGCAAAAAUUAUGACACAACAAAUACUAACAAUUUAAACCAAUGUUUUAUAGGUUCCUAUGUUUUAUUAUUAAAUAAAAUUAGUAUAAAAUCAGAAGUAUCAAAUGAAUAUAUUACUGUUUUUUUGUCAAUAUUUUUACUGUUAAAUUAAUUUGGAAUCAUAACCUACACAAUGACUUUUCAGGAGAAUGACCCGGGGUUGUCUAUUGGAAAAUGCUGUGCUCUGAAUCUGUGGUACUAAAAACAACGAUUAUAGCUGAAUGUAGAAUGUUAUAAUUUCUGAUGAACUGAAAGUAUGUGUGAAUUUAUUUACUUUUAAGUAGUAUAAGGGAAUAAUAAUGUAAAAAAUUAA
Messenger RNA from Protopterus annectens (West African lungfish), 2123 nucleotides. It is a transcript of the gene ALDH8A1, whose product is annotated as aldehyde dehydrogenase 8 family member A1. The coding region runs from base 277 to 1740 and encodes 487 amino acids. Gene Ontology annotation, molecular function: retinal dehydrogenase (NAD+) activity. Gene Ontology annotation, biological process: retinoic acid metabolic process. The transcript is spliced from 7 exons. The record is from RefSeq and is a predicted model, not a curated record. Lineage: Eukaryota; Metazoa; Chordata; Ceratodontiformes; Protopteridae.